Molecule: messenger RNA, 3308 nt
Organism: Tinamus guttatus (white-throated tinamou)
Lineage: Eukaryota; Metazoa; Chordata; Aves; Tinamiformes; Tinamidae
Source: RefSeq, a predicted model, not a curated record
GUUUGACUCAAAAAGGGUGGCUCAACAACUACGAGCAUGUGGUGUUUUGGAAACUAUUCGAAUUAGUGCACAGAGCUAUCCAUCCAGGUGGACUUACAUUGAGUUUUUCAGCCGAUACAGCAUUUUAAUGACACAGCAAGAACUCUCCAUAAAUGAUAAGAAGCAGAUUUGCAAGACUGUUUUGCAGCGGCUAAUCCAGGAUCCUAACCAAUACCAAUUUGGGAGAACAAAAAUCUUCUUCAGAGCAGGACAGGUUGCUUACUUGGAAAAACUGCGAUCAGAUAAACUGAGACAUGCCUGCAUCACGAUCCAAAAGAGUGUUAGAGGCUGGCUGCAACGGAAAAAAUUCCUUCUCAUAAAACAAGCAGCUAUUACAAUACAGCAGUACUUCCGUGGGCAGCGGACUGUACGGCAAACGAUAAGUGCAAGAACUCUGAAGCAAACCUGGGCAGCUAUAGUUAUUCAGAAGCACUGUCGGGGUUACCUGGUUCGAAAACUUUGCCAGCUCAUCCAUGUGGCUGCUGUAACAAUCCAAGCUUAUACAAGAGGAUUUCUAGCAAGGAAAAAAUAUCGGAAGAUGCUUGAAGAACACAAGGCUGUAAUCCUUCAGAAAUAUGCCCGUGCAUGGCUUGCAAGGCGCAGAUUUCAGAAUAUUCGUCGGUUUGUAUUGAAUAUUCAGCUUUCAUACAGAGUUCAGCGACUGCAGAAAAAGAUAGAGGAACAGAGUAAAGAAAAUCAUGGCUUGCUGGAAAGGUUAACCAAUCUGUCUUCAACUCGUAUGAAUGACUUGGAUACAAUUCAGAAACUUGAAUUAGAUCUUGAAAAGUUAACUGCGCAGAAGAGAACAUAUGAGGAGAAAGGAAAGAAAUAUAAGGAGGACAGUGAACAGAAAAUCUUAAAACUUGAAAUUCAGAAUAAAGAAUUGCGAGAACAGCAAGAGACCUUAGAAAGAAAGCUCCAAGAAAAAGCUGAGGAAAUGAAAGACAAAAUGGAUGACCUCAUGAAGCAGUUCUUUGAGGAUGUGCAAAGGAAAGAAAGACAGAGAAUGAUACUUGAGAAAAAUUUCCAAAAUCAGAAACAGGACUAUGAAAAAGAAAUUGAAAUGCUCAAAGGAGAAAUUAAGAUUCUUAAGGAAGAAAAAAAUCAGCUACAGUGUCAAAUUCAGCAAGAAAUUAUCAUUCAGGAUGGCUUGAAAAUGGAAAUAGGACAACUUACAAAACAGGCACAGACAAUUCCUGAAUUGCAAAAGGAAAUUGAACUACUACAGACACAAAAAAUGGAUGUUGAAAAGCAGGCACAGUCUCAGAAGCGAGAAAUGAGAGAGAAGAUGUCAGAAGUUACGAAACAGCUUCUUGAAAGUUAUGAUUUUGAAGAUGUAAGAAGCAGACUCUCUACGGAGGAUUUGGAACACUUAAAUGAAGAUGGAGAAUUGUGGUUUGCUUAUGAGGGCUUGAAAAAAGCAACAAGAGUGUUGGAAAGCCACUUCCAGUCUCAGAAAGAAAUCUAUGAAAAGGAAAUUGAAGGUCUGAAUUUUAAAGUUGAACAUCUUAGCCAAGAUAUUAGUCAUCUACAAAAAUUAUUUCGAGAGGAAAAUGACAUAAAUGAUGGUAUUCGACUUGAAGUUAGCAGACUAACUUCAGAAAACCUGGUGAUCCCAGAUCUUAAACAACAAGUUUCUGAGUUGGAAAAUCAAAAAUUAGAUCUUGAAAAUCGUCUUCAAGAACAGACUGUAAAGUUGAAAGAGAUAUCUAAUCGGCUGCAUUAUGAGCUAGAAAAGGACAGAACACAAAGGCGAGCAAAUGAAGGCCUGAAUGAAAUAGACCUAAAAGAAAAAGAAAGACUGAAAGUAACAACUGAAGAAAUUGAGAGGCUGAGCAAUGGUUUGAAGCAAGAUGAAGCCCAAGAUGAAGUAAAAAGUAUGAUAAAACAAGAAACAAAUCGACUUACUGUGGAAAAUAUGGAUCUUGAAGAAAAACUAGACAUGAAGGACAGAAUAAUAAAAAAGUUGGAGGAUCAGAUCAAAACUCUUACCAAGACUAUUGAAAAAGCCAGUGAAGUUCAUGUGCCAACUUCAUCUAAAGAGUACGUUGGAAUGAUGGAAUACAAAAAGGAAGAUGAAGAAAGGAUUGUUCAAAACCUGAUCCUUGAUUUAAAGCCACGUGGUGUUGUAGUUAAUAUGAUUCCUGGCCUUCCAGCUCACAUCCUAUUCAUGUGUGUGAGAUAUGCAGAUUACCUGAAUGAUGCUGACAUGCUGAAAUCAUUCAUGAAUGUAACCAUUAAUGGUAUCAAGCAAGUUAUUAAGGAACAUUCAGAAGACUUUGAGAUGUUGUCCUUUUGGCUUUCCAACACAUAUUAUUUUCUUAACUGUUUGAAGCAGUACAGUGGAGAAGAGGAAUUUAUGAAGUAUAAUACCCCACGUCAGAAUAAAAACUGUUUAAAGCAUUUUGAUCUCUCAGAAUACAGACAGAUUCUUAGCGACUUGGCCAUUCGUAUCUAUCACCAAUUUGUUAUUGUAAUGGAGAACAACAUUCAGCCAAUGAUUGUUCCAGGCAUGCUGGAAUAUGAAAGUCUCCAAGGAAUUUCUGGCUUGAAACCUACAGGGUUCCGUAAACGUUCUUCAAGUAUAGACGACACAGAUACCUACACAAUGACCUCUAUUCUGCAACAACUCAGCUAUUUUUAUAGUACGAUGUGCCAGAAUGGCUUGGACUCUGAGCUUCUAAAGCAGGCAGUGAAGCAGCUUUUCUUUCUGAUUGGAGCUGUCACCCUCAAUAGUCUGUUCCUCCGCAAGGACAUGUGCUCUUGUAGAAAAGGAAUGCAGAUAAGGUGCAAUAUCAGCUAUUUGGAAGAAUGGCUUAAAGACAAGAAUCUCCAAAGCAGCAAUGCCAAAGAAACUUUGGAGCCUCUGUCUCAGGCAGCCUGGCUACUUCAGGUCAAAAAGAUCACUGAUGAUGAUGCCAAAGAAAUAUAUGAACACUGCACAUCUCUUUCCACUGUGCAGAUAGUUAAGAUCCUCAAUUCAUACACACCAAUAGAUGAUUUUGAGAAAAGAGUGACUCCAUCGUUUGUUCGUAAAGUCCAGGCCAUGCUAAAUAACCGUGAGGAUGUUCCACAGCUGAUGCUCGAUACCAAGUAUGUCUUUCAAGUGACAUUUCCUUUCACCUCCUCGCCGCAUGCCUUGGAAAUGAUACAAGUCCCCAGCAGUUUCAAACUUGGCUUUCUCACAAGAGUGUAAUAAAAAGGAUACAUCAGUAUUUCCUCACAGGCUAAAGACAGACUUUCAUGUUUCAUUUCUUCAGCUGGUGGUU